AUGGCAGGCAAUGGCCACCAGCAGCAGCUUCAGCUCCAGCAGCAGCAACAACAUCAAAAUCAAAAUCAACAAUCACAACAACAGCAACCUCCUCUAUCUUCAUCAUCCGUCAACGACCAGGACACCGGUCCUUACCUGCCCGAUCAGAAGUCGCCCUCGUUACAUCCCCAACAUCGCCGUGGAUACCAGGCCUGCGACCCAUGUCGAAAACGCAAGGUCAAAUGUGAUCUUGGCAGCGUUGAUAAUCCCCGUCCUCCACCCUGCGUUCGCUGCCGUCGCGAGAGUAAGCGAUGCGAGUUCUCCGCCACACGCCGCAAACGCAAACCCUCCGAGGUCGAGGAGGUUUUCGAGGGCGUUCUCCGACGCGACAAACGCAUGAUGGUGGGGGAAGCAGUCUCGAAUGGCUCCCCGAGUGAUGGCUCGUCCUAUACGGCGGCCGACCCGACUGCGUACGACCCCAACCAGAACGGCACUCGUCCGACACAGAAGUGGUCCGAGGGAUCCCCGGCGGCGACCACAGCCCAGGUUCCUCCUCCGUCGGCAACCACCCAGCCGUACCCCCCGAAUCCGUCGUCGACGACGCAUUUUCCUGAUGCAAGGAAGCCCCGACUGUCCAUGUACCCGUUGGGGGACCGAGCGUCGGCUCCAAGUUUCAGCCUGGAGGGAGGGCAACCGAUGAUGAACCGCACCGCCGUCGAGCUGCUAUCGCCGGCGAUCAGCAACAGUCAUGAUGCGCUGCAUCUUCUGUCGGAAGCGGCGGGAAGGACGGAAGACCUGAACCGACAGAGCCUUGAGAAUCGAUAUACCGCCCGACAGUCGGUCUCGUCGUUCAAUUCCUCCAUGUCCCCACUGACCCAGGCCGGGACGCCACGAAGCGCGGGAGGAUCGUUUUCGCGGCCUGCCCGGUCAGGCCCCAUGCCGAUGGGGACCUAUUACCCGGCGGCAGCCACGUCGGGGUCGGUGGAAUCCCAAGCUCCCGAGGGUCGUGGCCAGUCGGGUCCUUCGGAUAAUCCCCAGGAUCCUGGAUAUCAGGAUGCGGUCAAGGCAUGGUCCCGACUACGCUUUGUUCGUGCGGGCUGGCUCUCCGUCGAAGAGUCCAUGGCCUAUGUGGCAUAUUACUAUGAACAUCUUGCCCCUCUCAGUCCCAUUGUAAUCCCCGAUUUCUCCCAUCCGUCGACCCAUCGCACGAUGCUGACCGAUGAGCCGGUCUUGGCCGUUAUGAUCCUCACCACCGCGUCGCGACAUAUGAAGCCGAAAGGCGAUGGUGCCUACACGCGUGCCUUUUAUAUCCACGACCGUCUGUGGUCGUAUUUACGUGGUAUGAUUGAACGCCUGUUCUGGGGCCAGGAGAAGUUCGGCGGCAGUGGGACGGGCAUGAACAAGCCGCGGUCUUUUGACCUGGCUCCUACGUCGGCCAUGGUGAAUGCCAAGGGCAAUCUGCGAUCAUUAGGGACGAUCGAGGCUUUGAUGGUCCUGACAGACUGGCACCCGCGGAAUCUACAUUUUCCCCCGGGAGACGAUGAGAACGCGCUUCUGGACGUGGAUGCCCAGGCGCACGGCGGGCGUCUCGACGGUGGGUUGGAUACUGAGGGCGAGGGCACCGCUAACCGAUUGUCACAAAGCACGGGGGAGGGCCGACUGGCAUUCCAGAAGUGGCUGGAGCCCGCUUGGCGGUCCGACCGGAUGUCCUGGAUGCUCCUGAGCACAGCGCAAGCGUUGGCAUUUGAGCUGGGGGUAUUCGACCAGAAGAGCGAGUCCCGAUCGGCCGGGGAAUCGCCGGCGGAGCAAACGCGGAAACGUCGGCUUCGUCGGCUUAUUCUGGUGUAUAUCACGCAGAGCAGCGGGCGUCUGGGAAUCCCAUCGAUGCUGCCGCUGCCGCAGUGGGCCAACGAUAUCCAGCCCACCACCGCGACAGCUGGCAAGGGCGGCGAUUCUGCCAUCGACAAGAUGCAUGACUGCUGGAUUGGUAUCUCGAAGAUCAUGUACCAGAGUAACCAGCUAUUAUUCGCGUCGAAUGAACAAACGUCGGAGUUGAUCCGCAGCGGUCGAUAUCGCGACCAGAUCGACCGAUUCCAGCCGUUUCUACGAGAAUGGAGACAGAAUAUUGACACGCUGGACCUUGCUCCUGCUAUGAGAAUGAUUUUGAUGAUUGAAUACGAAUAUACCCGACUGUACGUGAAUUCUUUGGCUCUGCAAGCCGUAGUGGACCGCUGGACGACCAUGUCGAAUGAAGCUGCUCAGGCUCAGGCCCGAUCGGCCUCUGGAUCUUCGUCCAGCAAUGGAUGGUUCCACGUGCUCAUGGAGCUGUAUCGUGUCAAUGAGCAAUACAUCCAGGAAGUCGUCGAUGCAUCCCGCAAGAUUCUUCAGACGGUUUUGGACGGGCUCGUUCCCGGUGACCAUCUCAAGCACGCUCCGGUCCGCACCUGCUUCCGGAUCUUGUCCGGAAUGAUUUUUAUUCUCAAAACCUUCACACUAGGUGCAAAAGAGGACGAUGUCCGUGUUUCUCUCGAUCUCCAGGAUCGGACCAUGGAGGCAUUGCGGACCAACGUCGUCGACGAUGUGCACCUGAGCCAUGCGAUAGCCCGGCUCCUCGAACUGCUCACCACGAAUAUUCGCACGCGGUUCCUGCGAUUUGCACCUCUAGACCGUGGUGGUGACGGAGAGUCGCAGGACCGCACCACGUCUGCACCCGUAUCGCGGGCCCAGUCACCACGACCGCGGGAUGGAGCGCAGAGCCGACGGGAUGCCUCGAGUAAAGGGUGGACACCGGGGCAGAAUGCGACGCAGAACCUCGGAUACGUCGAAGGCGGUAGCAGUCAACCGACGGGAGGCUCGAUGAGCUCAGUGCACGACCCGCUGGCGGGCAUCCCAGCGCAGCCGAUCAAUUCAUCGAAUAUCAAUGUCUCCUUCAUGCCCCCACCGCCAUCGGUGUACCACAACUACUAUGACCCCAACUCGACGCCGGCGACGGGAGACCUGGAGAGUUCGACCGUGGCGUCGCAAUCCAUCCAGGAGAACGCCGGGACAUCGAGCGGGCUUCCGGACUGGUUCGCGCUGCCGUUGGACCAAUUCUUCAACAGUAGUACCGCGGUGGUGGACCAGGGUUUGGGAGGUACGGGGCCGAUGGUAGGCGAUUUUGAUAUGCUAGAGGUUCUCCUUAACGAGCAAUAUGAUGGACAUGGUGAACAUCUGGAAUCGGCUGGCGGCGGCGGCGGCGGCAGCAGUCUCCCGUCGCAGUUCCUGCAGGCAUAA
Molecule: messenger RNA, 3252 nt
Organism: Aspergillus tanneri
Lineage: Eukaryota; Fungi; Ascomycota; Eurotiomycetes; Eurotiales; Aspergillaceae
Exons: 6
Coding region: 1-3252 (1083 amino acids)
Biological process (GO): aromatic amino acid catabolic process; positive regulation of transcription by RNA polymerase II
Cellular component (GO): nucleus
Molecular function (GO): zinc ion binding; DNA-binding transcription factor activity, RNA polymerase II-specific
Source: RefSeq, a predicted model, not a curated record